UAAACAUUAACUCUCGCAGUGAACAGAUAGACUCAUUAACCCGGGGAGACAACUCUCGUGUGGCUUGCAGUCCAGGCGUCAAGUGCAAGUGCUCGACCUUGGCAGCAGUUGAAGACACCCAUGCAGGACUAUAAGCAUGGCACCAUGGAUUGUCUCCGUGCUUUGUAGUCUGGUAAUGCUGACUCUGGCCUAUGUCACAGGCUCCCAUGAAUGCUCGGUGAACUGCCUCGCCUGCAGCGCCGACGGUAGUUGUGUGAGUUGUUUGGCGGGGUACUACGGUGUUAACUGCACACCCUGCAACCCUGACUGCAACAACAACAACUCCGCGUGUCUGUUUGACCUGUGCGCUGAAGGAUGUGUGAAAGGGUUGUACGGGUACACCUGCGACAAGGACUGCCGACAGUGCCAGCACGGCUGUGACCAGUGGAAGGGGAUAUGCCUGGACCCGUAUACACCCACUACCCAGUACUACCUAGCUGGCAAGGAGCAUCUUCCUCUUCACAUGAGUUACAAAAUCAUGAUCGGUAUUAUGUCCAUAGCCGGAGCGGGCAUUCUCUGUACCAUCUGUGUGUUCGUGAAGGAAAAGAGGUUUCGAUACACCACAUUCCACACUGUGUUUCGUCGGCCAAGACAGCGGCCUUUACGUAUGAGACGCAUUCCUAGAAAUAACAGUACCCGUGAAACAUUCAUCUGGGAAACGGUGCCUGACAAUAUAACGGUGCUGUCAACAGAAAAUAUGACAUCUUGCGACAUUGCAACGCAAUCACUGACUUCUUCCAAUCAUAUCUCAAGUACCCUUAAAUCUGAAAUUAUCCCGCUUAAUACCAAACAAACUGUACGGAUCCUUAUCUCACCACCAUCACCGUGUAAAUCACGUGUUUUGGAGCAGGCAGACUUCCCUCCCACCUAUGUCUCCUUGUUUCCUUAAUUUGUUUCUAGUUCAGAGUACCUUUCGUUCCACUGUGCUUUGAAAUAUAUAGUAUUGUUGUCAUGCAGACCUUACUUCUUCCGAUACCCUGUGCUCUGGUUUCCAUACUCAACAUGGUAUGUGCUACUGUUUCUAAAACGAGACCUAAGCCCUUUCUACACAUUAUAUUGCUUCCUCGAAUUGGUCUUGGUGUCAAGCCUCCACUCUACACACCUUGUUCGAUAUCAGGGCAACUGCUUUCAGGAUAUUGCCCAAGCCAUUUGCCAAUUUGGAAAACGGAACCGCCAUAUUCAUGAUGAAACAAUAAUGAAAUAAUUCGACCCAUACUCCAAUGAUGACGAAGAAUAGCUCUUUAAAUUUAUAGGUGUCCAUUGUGAGCAAUGCACCUCAAAUAUAUAUUUGCCAUAUUGCUGUUUGUUACCUCUGACACUUUCUGACUAUUUCAGUUUGACUUAACCCCCCAAAAGCCAACAAUAACGUGGCAUUAAAUUUAAUUUACAUGGGCUUUGAAAAUACAAAAGCCCCAAAUACUUAACUGCUGAGGGGCAUCUCAGACAGUUCAUCAUUGGAAAUCAAUAAACAUUAUUUUUUUAGGCGCAUAUUUAUAUUUCAUACAUAGUAAGUAGCUUCAAGUUUCUUGUACCAGUCGUCAUGGAAUCUAUAUGUUCUUACAAAACAUUGCCAGUCACAUGUUGCUCUUCACAACAGCUGUCGGAAUGAGUGGUGAUUAAAUGGAUAUAAUUAUUACAAUAACACGUCAUUAUUUUUCAAUUCAACUUCAAUUUAGAAGCUCAAAAUACUUUCUUUUGCCUUCAGUUU
Molecule: messenger RNA, 1747 nt
Organism: Haliotis rubra (blacklip abalone)
Lineage: Eukaryota; Metazoa; Mollusca; Gastropoda; Lepetellida; Haliotidae
Exons: 4
Coding region: 137-928 (263 amino acids)
Source: RefSeq, a predicted model, not a curated record